Molecule: messenger RNA, 279 nt
Organism: Stomoxys calcitrans (stable fly)
Lineage: Eukaryota; Metazoa; Arthropoda; Insecta; Diptera; Muscidae
Product: mambaquaretin-9-like
Exons: 2
Coding region: 1-258 (85 amino acids)
Molecular function (GO): serine-type endopeptidase inhibitor activity
Source: RefSeq, a predicted model, not a curated record
AUGAAUUUAAUCUCCGCUAUUAUAUUUUUCAUUGCCAUUGUUGUCGCUGUAAAUUGCCAAUGUCCUCAACGACCAGCGCAACCAACUUGUGGAGAUGACCUACACGGCGGCCACACUGGCACUAAUUGUUACGGGAGGACAAUGUGGUGGUAUGACCGCGGCACCAACAAUUGCAUGUCUUUCCCAUAUCGAGGCUGUGGUGGCACUCGUAAUCGUCAUUGCUCCAGGGCGGAAUGCCUACGCCUUUGCAGGGUUUAAAAUUGAUUUGUAAAAAGACGA